This is a messenger RNA of Actinia tenebrosa (Australian red waratah sea anemone), 1257 nucleotides long. RefSeq names its product gamma-glutamyl hydrolase. Gene Ontology annotation, cellular component: vacuole. The record is from RefSeq and is a predicted model, not a curated record. Gene Ontology annotation, biological process: tetrahydrofolylpolyglutamate metabolic process. NCBI's taxonomy places the organism in Eukaryota, Metazoa, Cnidaria, Anthozoa, Actiniaria, Actiniidae. Gene Ontology annotation, molecular function: gamma-glutamyl-peptidase activity.
ACGGAUAAUCAAAACUAUCAAAAAGCCUAAUGGAUUGCUAUUUAUAAGUCCGCUAAGCGAAUUUUCUGAAAAUCACGUCAUUUCAAUACAAGUCAUGACAACUAAUAGGUACCCAAGUCAAAAUCCAGUUUGGUUUACAUUGUAACUGUAAACAACACCAUGUUAAAAACACAACGAACAAUGUUGUUUUUCUUUCUGAUGUGUUUCUGUUUCGUGGCGAGUGGAAGAAAGCCAAUCGUUGAGUUCCGUGGCGAUAAAGAUGUUCGAACCAAUCGACCGAUCAUUGGUAUCCUAGCACAAGAUGAUUCUGGUCUGUCAAAUUUAACGACAUUUGGAGAAAGUUACAUUGCUACAUCGUAUGUCAAAUACCUGGAAGCUGCAGGAGCAAGGGUUAUCCCAAUAAGAAAUAAUGAAACUGAAAAGCAGUUGACAGAAUUAUUUAAUUCCAUUAAUGGGGUCUUGUUUCCUGGAGGAGCAGCAGAUUUGUUUAAAUCAAAAUAUGCAAGAACAGCAAAAAUAAUCUUUGACUUGGCAGUUAAGGCCAAUGACAAGGGUGAUCAUUUUCCAAUAUGGGCAACAUGUCUUGGCUUUGAGUUACUGCACACAAUGGUUGCAAAUGGGAAGCAUAUACGUCAAAAAUGUGAUGCUGAAAACCUUCCAAUUCCAGUCAACUUUAGAAAAGAUUUCAGGGAAAGUAGAUUGUUCCGUUCUGCACCAGACAAGGUUGUAGACUACCUUGGUACACUGAAUAUUACUAUGAACAUGCAUAAAGGGUGCAUCACUCUCAAGAAAUUUAAUAAAGAAAAGACCUUGAGGAACUUUUUUAGAAUCAUAUCAACAAAUAUGGACAGAAAGAAUGAAGUGGAAUUUGUAUCUAUGGAUGAAGCAAUCAAUUAUCCCUUCUAUGGCUCGCAGUGGCACCCAGAAAAGAACCAGUUUGAAUGGACAUUAGAAGAAGACAUUAACCACUCAUACCAAGCRGUAGUGACUACACAGUACUUAGCAAACUUCUUCGUCAAUCAGGCACGUAUGAGUGGACACAAAUUUCAAAGCUACAAGGCAGAACRCAAAGCUCUAAUAUUCCAAUAUGAAGCCAAACCAUGUCGGGAAGAUGUUACUCACUUUGACGAAUGCUACUUCUUCUAGUUUAAGUUUUGUUUUGUAUACUUGCAUGCCAGCMGAGUUGAUUUUCUUACGAUAUGAAAGAAAUAGUUAGUUUGAAUAGGAAAUUUUUCAAUACUAGGAUUACUGUUGUAA